CUUCAUCCUUGGGUCAUACCUAACACUCCAGUUUACAUACUCAUAGAUAUUCCGGGCAUACAAUCGGCCUUUUGUACACCUUCUACGGCCUCUGUUUUGGUAUAUAGGCCUCCAACUGAUGGUACACCACGAGUUCAAAAGGCGUACGGGAUGCCACCAGAAAUGUCUCCGUUGCAAUUCAAUCAGCUUCUAGAAGACGUGUCUGCAUGGUGGGAAGAGCAUGGAAACGUGAAUAUGUUGAAAGUCAUACUUAGCGAAUUUAAAGUUAUUCCUGUAACAGUAAUGGAAGAUGAAAGUGAUCCACAUUUUCUCUUUAAUCAACUUAGGGGUAGUGGGCUUAUCAGUCGAGCAAACAUUGACGUCAUCAUCGAAAUCAUUGUAUUGGGUGGCCAAACUGGUGUGGAAUCUAAGAUCCAAAAAAAAUUACCGACAUUUCCCAGAUUAAAUGAAGUUGAAAUCAAGAAAUUUUCCAAGCAUCGACAAAAUUUGCUCGAAUUUGGCAAGGCUAUAAACAAACGUAGCAGAAAAUGCAUUGGUCGUUUGUGUAACCUGUUCUUACGCGACCUAAAGGACGAGUGGAUUUUGAUAUUGAAACUGGAAAGGUCACACCAACUUACUGAAGACCCAAAAGUUAAGGAAGCAUUUGUUAAAAUACUUACUGAAAAUGGUAUGGUAGUUGAAGCCAACGCAUUGAAUACAUUUCCAUAACGUAUUCCACAUCGACAAAAUUUAUAGAUGGAUUUGAGCAAGACAGAUACCGGUGUUAUAUAAGUUAUCAUUAUUGUAUUAAAGAAAGAAACACAAACAACAAUAGCAUAGUAAAAUAGUACUGCAAAAAAUAUAAAAUAAAAUAAAUAAAUAAAAUAAUUCUUGAUGCUGUGUUAGUUUAAGUUUCAAACUAGUAUGAUACAGAAUAAGAAAUAGACUAUAAGGGGCAGGUGUAUUCUAUUCGGAGAGCGGUACAAUACGUGCGAUGAUAUUAGGAAUGCAUUUAGGCACCCAACUCUUACAUACCAUACGUCAUCUACAAACGUAAAAUAUUCUGAACAUGACACUUAAUAAAGUGACUACUUUAGUAGUCUAUGUAUAUACACAUUCGCAAAUCAGACGCAUCGUCACUGACGGACGAGGCAUCAUAAUUUCAUCAUACUGAUAAUUAUUAUCAUCAACCAUGGCACUAUUUCUACUUUUAGUCUGGGUUUUUUUGGGACUCCUUUUAAGUGCGGCCAUUUUCAUAUUUUGUAAUCUGCAAUGAUUUCAGCAAAUUUUUUUUUAUUAAUUUUCACUUCACAUGCUACGUUUUGGGCACAUACUUCAAGAAGAUGCAUUAAAAUGUCCCCAAUCAGGUUUCAAAAACUAAUUGGGAAACCACUAUGCACAUAGAAAACACUAUAAACAUUUUUUUGUAAUUGCUGUAAUUGGAAUAUUCAUCAUAUAAGUAUUGUUAUUUACCUACGGUAUAAGGUAAAUCUAUUCUUUUAAUUGUCCUCUUAUCCGGGGGUAAUAAUGUUCAAGCACUUCGAGGUUGUGUCAACGGGAGGCGCUAUAUAAAUCCAGAAUUAUUAUUAUUAUUAUGCACAUCCUACUUUGGAUCGUGAUCAGAAUUUAUUACUCAUCUUCAAUAAAACAUGACAAACUGUACUGGAAAAUGUCAGUUUGAUCUAUUGAUUCGUUUUAGAGAUAUUGUUUUAGAUAUGUUAACAUUUCUAAACAUAAAAAACUAUUCUAUUAAUGGCAUUGAGAUCCAUUGAUCAUUCCUAGAGAUAUUUAGGUCGGGAACCUAAAUAUUUUAAUUGUCUCUCAAAGUCACACGUGAAUUUGGAUCUCCUUUUCAUUCACAUUUGUAUUUGGAUUGUAAACAUUUAUUCCUUAUUUGUAACUUAGUUAAACAUUCACGAAAUUUGCUCGAAAGAAUAGAAUAAAAAAGAAUAAUUGUCAGCUUAUAGAGUAGAUGUAUAUAUUCCGUGAUAUUAGUUGCUCAAAUCGUUUUUACACAGUUUAUUAGUUUUCACUUUUUUUGGUUAUCUGUGUUUUAUUGGGUUGAGCAUCUUAUCCAUAUCUUGCUAUUUCUACAGAAGAUUAUUCUUUCUUGGUAAUUUUUCUUUCAGACCUGGUCAUCCUUAAUAAUCUUAUCGAUAUAUCACCAAUUCCAUUUCACCCACCACUGACGAAACAUAGUGUUGCACAUACGUUCUAAAUAGUAAUACUUUAGUUUCAUAUUUUUUAAAAUUUCAUUUUAGUUUUAUAAUGAUAAUUAAUUUGUAGGUUCCGGUAAUGUUUGCAGCUCCGUCACUAUAAAGUAUGAUAUACUAUUUUAAUGUUUGAAUAAUAUGUUGGGGCUUAGAUAGUACAGACCCUUCAAAUUCUUGGAUUUACCACUGUAAUAUGAGUUUUGCUUAUUGUCUAAUAGAAUGCAUUUUCUUUGUAUACAAUACUAGGUGUCAAUACUAGGUGUCGGAAUUGUUCAAUUCCAGUUUCAUUCAUCACUACGCAUUCACCAUUUACCAUUGACAAAUGUCCAGUGUGUCCAAAAGCGAUAGUGUUUGCAGUUUUUACUAAAUUAUGAUUGAGAUUAAGUGAUUAAAGUGCUGUUCAAACAUGAAUGAUUAUAAUUAAAUGAUCGAAGAAAUAUCUGAAUAUAAUAAUAUUUACAGUACUCAGUAUAUUUACCAUUUUAAUUAGUUGGGUUCAUGAAAUACGUGGAUUUCAGAUUAAAUAAAUUUCGGUAUCAUGGUGUUUGCAUCCCUAUAUUUUAUUUAUAGUGGAAUUCUUAACUAAGGAAUAGCACCCGAUUUUGAUAUAAGUUAGUACAUAAGUAAUUGUUAACUUGUGAGAAGUAAUGCAAUUGACUAUCUGUUAACUUUCAUCAUUAGUCAUUAAUUAUCUCCGUUAGCAACUAGCCACUUAAUUAACCUUCUCUCCAGUACAAAAGGUUAGACAUACGGAGAAGUGGCGUACCCACUACUCCAGUAAUCAGUUUUUAGUAUUUGAACCAAAUCUUAUUAUCAAUUAAAUGAACUAUUUGUAUGAAAUUAAAAUAAGUGUAUAACUAGUUUAUAACUAUAUACUGCUUUGCUAUGUAUUUUUAAAACACCAACAAACGCAAGAUUUACUUUUGUGUAUGGGCCUAUAGUGAUACAGUAUAUGAUAUAGCAUCAUGAAGAAUGGAUGGUCGUGCUUUUGCGUAUUUCAAAAAAAAAAAAAAAAAAAUAAGUAUGAUAUUACUAUAGGGCCUAGUUUACAGGGAGUAGUGCCAAA
Messenger RNA from Anneissia japonica, 3258 nucleotides. RefSeq lists its product as uncharacterized. The transcript has 3 exons. NCBI's taxonomy places the organism in Eukaryota, Metazoa, Echinodermata, Crinoidea, Comatulida, Comatulidae. The record is from RefSeq and is a predicted model, not a curated record. Bases 151 to 708 code for a protein of 185 amino acids.